GCAUACUCUUUGACUUGUCUAUACCAAAGUGGAUACACAUUACUACCGAAUCCUUUGUGAUGAUGAAGAAUCUUAGGUUGCUCAAAAUCAUUUUGGAUCGUGAAUCUACUUCUAUGAGGGAUGAUUAUAAAGUAAAGUUGUCCAAAGACUUUGAAUUCCCUUCUUAUGAGCUAAGAUAUCUCUACUGGCAUGGAUAUCCUUUGGAAUAUUUGCCAUCAAGUUUUUAUGCGGAGGACCUUGUAGAACUUGACAUGUGUUAUAGCAGCUUAUAACAACUCUGGGAAAAUGACAUGCUUCUUGAAAAGUUAAAUACUAUCAGACUGAGUUGCUCUCAACACCUCAUUGAAAUUCCAGACAUCUCAAUUAGUGCACCCAAUCUGGAGAAACUAAUUCUUGAUGGUUGUUCAAGUUUGCUUGAGGUUCACCCAUCUAUUGGAAAGCUGAACAAGCUUAUUUUAUUGAAUUUGAAAAACUGCAAAAAGCUUGUUUGUUUUCCGAGCAUCAUCGACAUGAAAGUGCUUCAAAUUCUUAAUUUCUCUGGCUGCUCAGGGCUCAAGAAGUUUCCAAAUAUUCAAGGUAACAUGGAAAAUUUAUUGGAGCUUUAUUUAGCUUCAACUGCUAUUGAGGAACUUCCCUCCUCAAUUGGGCAUCUCACUGGACUUGUUUUAUUGGAUCUGAAAUGGUGCAAAAAUCUUAAGAGUCUUCCCACAAGUAUUUGUAAGUUGAAAUCCCUUGAAUAUCUCUUUCUUUCUGGCUGUUCAAAACUUGAAAGUUUUCCAGAAAUGAUGGAGAAUAUGGACAAUUUGAAAGAGCUUCUUUUAGAUGGGACACCUAUCGAAGUGCUACCCUCGUCAAUUGAACGUCUAAAAGGCCUCAUUUUAUUGAAUCUGAGGAAAUGCAAAAACCUUGUGAGUCUUUCAAACGGCAUGUCUAAUUUGACAUCUCUUGAAAAACUUAUUGUCUCUGGUUGUUCACAAUUAAACAAUUUGCCAAGGAACAUCGGGUGCCUGCAAUGCCUAGCACAGCUCCAUGCAGAUGGAACUACUAUAACACAACCACCUGACUCAAUUGUUCUUUUGAGAAACCUCCAAGUGUUGAUAUAUCCAGGAUGUAAAAUAUUAGCACCUACCUCAUUGGGCUCGCUGUUUUCGUUCUGGUUAUUGCAUAGAAACAGCUCAAAUGGGAUCAGUUUGCGCUUGCCUUCUGGUUUUUCUAAUUUCAGGUCCUUCACAAAUUUAGACCUAAGUGACUGCAAACUAAUAGAAGGAGCAAUCCCCAUGGAUAUUUUCUCCUUAAUCUCAUUGAAGAAAUUAGAUCUAAAUAGAAACAAUUUUCUAAGCAUACCUGCUGGCAUCAAUGAACUUACAAACCUAAAAGACCUUCGGCUGGGGCAGUGCCAGAGUCUCAUAGAAAUCCCAGAGCUUCUACCAAGUGUCCGAGAAGCAGUGACAGAGAAGGACUCAAUGGAGGUGGAAUGGACCCUAGUUCUAGUGGCAGCAGUCAUGGACCCACCAACGAUCCCACGCUCAAGCUCAAGCGCAAACGCCUUUAAGAAGGACUACCAAUAA
Messenger RNA from Vitis riparia (riverbank grape), 1568 nucleotides. RefSeq names its product disease resistance protein RPV1-like. Lineage: Eukaryota; Viridiplantae; Streptophyta; Magnoliopsida; Vitales; Vitaceae. The coding region runs from base 291 to 1568 and encodes 425 amino acids. Gene Ontology annotation, molecular function: protein binding. The transcript has 2 exons. The record is from RefSeq and is a predicted model, not a curated record.